AUGGCCAAGAAAAUGUCUUCUCCCUUGAAGUUUUCUCCUACGAAAUUUCUUCCACCGGCUCUGCCUCGCUCAAUGGUUGUGAGGUGGGUCUCGCUUCCCCCUCCUGAACCGCCGCCGCCGCUCGAGUCCCUUUCAAAUCUGUUGGAAACAGACCAAACCUCCGUCGGUUACCCCAACGAGACACUUCCGGGCCUUCUCGGCCUUGGUAAUCUGCGACCCUCUCUGCCAGUAUCCAUAGAUUCCGGCGAGUCCUCUACCUGUGUGGUCCUCAACUUCGGACAAACGACCCACUCGCCGGUGACGCCUUCAGAUCUGCAACAGAUGUUGCGUCAUUCUCAAAACCUAGAUCCGAGCUUAGACGAUUCGACAAGGCUCUUCACCGACGCCGGUGGCUGGUCCCUAAGUAAAGCUUCGGGUGGCUGCUCUUCAACGUCCCCGUCGUGGGUCGCCGACCAGCCAACACGGCAGCUACUUCUCAGCCACCCCAGCCCCCGAAAACCCUACAGCCCUCUCAACUUUGAUCAAAUAUGGGCAUGGCCCAAGAUAAGUUUUGGGCCUCCAAUUCCAAAAAGGCCUAACCCAUCAAGUCCCAUGUUUUUACAAAGAGGGGUCGGGUGUUCUGAUCGUUUAACUCUUCCGCCGGAUAGGGGAUAUCCCCCACCACCGCCCUCCUCACCCUCAAUUGGGCUCCUCCAUACGAUCGAAUCACAACCUCGCCGCUAG
Messenger RNA from Arabis nemorensis, 723 nucleotides. The record is from the annotation of a GenBank genome assembly. NCBI's taxonomy places the organism in Eukaryota, Viridiplantae, Streptophyta, Magnoliopsida, Brassicales, Brassicaceae.